Bufo gargarizans (Asiatic toad) is the source of this 2040-nucleotide messenger RNA. RefSeq lists its product as uncharacterized. Gene Ontology annotation, cellular component: neuron projection; membrane. NCBI's taxonomy places the organism in Eukaryota, Metazoa, Chordata, Amphibia, Anura, Bufonidae. Bases 1 to 2040 code for a protein of 679 amino acids. The transcript is spliced from 3 exons. Gene Ontology annotation, molecular function: neuropeptide binding; melanin-concentrating hormone receptor activity. Gene Ontology annotation, biological process: neuropeptide signaling pathway. The record is from RefSeq and is a predicted model, not a curated record.
AUGCCCGACAUCCAAACUUAUUACACAGCGUCGCUCCUGAACAGGUGCUUUUCUCUCCUCUCACGCCAACCCCCGAAUCUUUGCGUACAACUGGAACGUGCUCUUCUCACCUACAAAGAAGGACUUAUCCUAUGGGGAAUCCGCACAUGCACCCCGAAUAACACGUUUGCCUCUCCCAUUUGGAAAGGUAUGUUGGUGGAAUGGGCCAAACUGUAUAAAUCCCGAGACAUCAGAUUCCCUAAUAUCCACCUCCCCCUACAUCUACUACAGAACUAUAUCCACCCCGAUAUACUCAGACCCUCCGGAGUCUGGAGCAUACUAUCUGACCUUACCUUACAAGAUAUAGCUUCCACGUCUGGGGACUUGGCAUGGGACAAGAUUCAGGUUCUGCCAAAGGUUAAAGCCCUCUCCUUCCUUUCUAUUGGGGCCUUUGGCCGAGAUGUUAAAGCCCUCAAGCUACCUCCCCCCACUGAUGAUACACCUACUUGGCUAGAAAAGAAGCUUUGUGUUCCCGAGUUACCGAAAAAGCCCCUCUCGACACUCUACAGGGAGCUGCUCUCUUCUACUCAUCCAGCACUGCACUUUAUGUCUGCCUGGGACAAGGAGCUCGCAAUCCAACUGACUGAGCCGGAGAAGGCCUUUAUCUUAGCCCAUUCACAUGGCUUCAACCGAUGCAUCAAAAUUCAGGAGAAUUCCUACAAGUUACUGACCCGCUGGUACAAAACGCCAGAAUUCCUACAUAGGCUAAACCCUGAUAUUCCAUCGCAGUGCUGGAGGUGUGGAACAGAAGUCGGCUCUUUGUCACAUAUAUGGUGGUCUUGUAGUAAAAUUCGCCCCUUUUGGUCUCAAAUAGAGAACACAAUUAACCGGAUAUGUGCCUCUAAGGGCUCCAGAAAGAUGGAUGAGCGGCAAAACUGGUUCCAUUUGGGUCUGUGCAUCUACAAUGACUCUAAUUUGACUGGCACUGGUACUCCAUCUGCAGAUUUGUUUGUCCACACAGUGUUCAGUAGAAGACAGGAACACGACAGUAUCGUCCUUCCAGUCAUUUUUGGAAUCAUAUGUUUGGUGGGCACCAUCGGUAACUGCAUCGUCAUCUACACGAUAACCAAGAAGCCAAAGGGGAACCACAACAUCGCCGACAUCUUCAUUGUAAGCCUGUCGGUGACCGACCUCCUCUUCUUGCUUGGAAUGCCAUUUUUGAUCCACCAGCUACUGGGCAAUGGCGUCUGGCGUUUUGGGGCCACCAUGUGUACAAUCAUUACCGCUUUGGAUGCCAACAGCCAGUUUGCCAGUACCUACAUCCUCACCGCCAUGUCAGUUGACCGCUACCUUGCCACAGUACACCCCAUCCGCUCUUCGUACGUGCGGACAACCUGUGCGGCAGCCAUGGUCAUCCUGCUGUUGUGUCUCUGCUCAUUGAUCACCAUCAUCCCAGUCUUCAUGUACACCCAACUCAUCGAGCUUCCAGAUGGCAACGCCGGCUGCGGCAUCAUCCUGCCCAACUUGUCCAUUGAUAUUUACUGGUACACCCUCUACCAGUUCUUCUUGGCUUUCGUCAUCCCUCUACUCAUCAUCUGCGUGGUCUACAUCAAGAUCCAGAAGCGUAUCUCAUGCGUGGUGGUCCCUCUACCCCAAAGAAAUUUCCGAGUCCGAUCCAAGAAGAUCACGAGAACGUCUGUGACUAUCUGCUCUGCCUUCUUCAUAUGUUGGGCUCCAUAUUAUAUCCUACAGCUGGUGCACCUCAAGGUGGAAGAUCCCACAGUCGAAUUUCUAUAUGCCUACAACGUGGCCAUUAGCCUCGGCUACGCCAACAGCUGCAUCAACCCCUUCAUAUACAUUGUCUUGAGCGACACCUUCAAGAGGCAUCUGAUUAAGGCGGUGUGCCCGGGGCACCAGCAGAGAAGAGGGGAGCGACAUGCCACCAGCGAGGUCAGCCCAUCCGUCAGGAUAUGCUCGGUACCAACUCAAGAGACCUCCUUAAGCAUGAUGUACUCCAACAAUAUAGACAAUUAUAUCUCUCUGUCCGUUUCCGUUCCAUGA